GAGGGAAGCAUUGUUGAGACAGAAACAAAGGUUAGCCACAGCUCAGAAGAGCAGUUGGAUGAGAGGCACAGAUAAGCUGAGGAACAAAGUUUUGCCCCUCCGCAAUGUGGACAGCUUUCAUCUAAAGGACAGCAGCAGAGCUUUGCAACUCAAUCCAGAGACCCUGACCCACCAAAGGCUGCAACAGACGUUACUGGGGACUGAGAUCAGCACCAGCAGAAAGGAGUGUGAAGCACUUGAGGCAGAGGUGAAGAAAAAGAAUCAAACAUGUCAGACUUUGGAGAAUGAACUUCAAGAUUUCCUUCAGGAAAACAACCACUUGAAUCUCCAGUGGUUCAACAGCAGCCGCAAAGCAACCGAGUAUGAAAAGGUGAAGGCAGAGUAUGCGCAGCUCAAAGAAACUCUUGGUGCUGUGACCCAGGAAAGAGAUUUAGCCGUGUGGGAGAGGAACCAGCUCCAAGGCAAACUGGAGAACCUAGAGCAGGUGCUGAAGCAUAUGCGCGAGGCUGCAGAGCGAAGGCAGCAGCUAGAGUUGGAGCAUGAGCAGGCGCUGGCCGUUCUCAAUGCAAAGCAGCAGGAGAUUGACCUUCUUCAGAAGGCUCAGGUUGAGGCUAAAAAGGAACAUGAAGGCGCUGUCCAUCUAUUAGAGAACCACUUGGACAGCAUGCAGGCCAAAGUCAGAGAGCUGGAAGAGAAAUGUCGGUCUCAGAGUGAGCAGUUCAACCUCCUGUCAAAAGAGCUGGAGAAGUUCCGGCUCCAGGCCGGGAAGUUUGAUAUCCUCAGCACUGAACCCUUAACUGUGUGCGAGUCUCCUGGCUCUCCGAACAAAUCUUUGUCACAGCUCCUUAAUGGAUUGGCUGCUCCCAUAGGGAAAGGCAAUGAGGCCCCAACAAGUAGGUCUUUGAUAUCUGAAUUCAUUCGACCACUCCAGAUCAGUGGAGACAAGCCUGAGCUCGUCUCUGUUAAGCCAACGUUCCUCAGUCGCAGUCGAGCCAGCACUCAGGCACAGGCUUUCCUUUCUGAGAUGGACAAAGAACUUAGCUCAACUACCAGGACCAAACCACGCUUCACAGGGAAGGUUCGACUGUGUGUUGCUCGAUAUAGUUACAAUCCAUAUGACGGGCCUAAUGAGCAUCCAGAGGCAGAGCUCCCCCUGGUGGCAGGGAAGUACCUCUACGUUUAUGGAACAAUGGAUGAGGAUGGCUUUUACGAAGGAGAGCUGCUGGAUGGACAGCGGGGACUUGUCCCAUCUAACUUUGUGGAUUUUAUCCAAGAUGAGGGGACGGCCUCUGUCCAACACAGAGACACAGUGGCUAAAGAGCCUGGCUACCUCAACCACAGUAGCCUGGGCCAUCAGCGACCUGCGGUCAGCACAGGAACUGGAACGGGCAUAAGCAGCCUGCUGUCGCUCAGUAAACUAGACUGUCUACGCACCAGCAGCUUAGGCUUGGACCUCCUGGGUUCCUCCAGCAAUGGGACAGGAACCUUGGAUGUCAAUAUUGAUGAAGUUGGUGAAAACAUUGUGCCUUAUCCCCGCCGCAUCAACCUGAUUAAACAACUGGCCAAGAGUGUGAUUAUCGGCUGGGAUCCUCCAGUGGUCCCACCGGGCUGGGGCUCCAUCAGUGGCUACAAUGUAUUGGUGGAUAAGGAGGUUCGCAUGAGCGUCCCCUACGGGGGCAGGACGAAGUCUCUUAUAGAAAAGCUCAAUUUGGUCACUAACACAUACCGCAUCUCAGUGCAGAGCAUAACCGACCGGGGCCCAUCAGACGAACUCCGAUGCACUCUUCUUGUGGGAAAAGAUGUGGUAGUGGCACCUUACUACCUGCGGGUGGACAGCAUCACACAGAGCUCUGCUGAGCUCUCUUGGAUGCCCAGCAACAGCAAUUACAGUCACACUAUCUUUCUCAAUGGUGCAGAGUAUGACAUGGUCAAGGCUGGGGGCUAUAAGUACAAGUUUUUUAACUUGAAGCCAAUGACAGUUUACAAGGUAAAGGUUGUUGCACAGCCACAUCAGGUGCCUUGGCAACUUCCAAUGGAUCAAAGGGAGAAGAAGGAAAUCUCUGUGGAGUUUUGCACUCAGCCAGCAGACACUGACACAGCUCCACAUUGCUGCAUAGAGAUACUGCUAAGUGGAUCUGGUCACUACAUGACUCCAGUGUCUGUCAUGUGCUCCUCAGGGCCACCUCUUCCCCCCCAGGAGGUGCAGGUCCAGUGUGGCCAGACUCCGGGGCUCUUACAGGUCAGAUGGAAACCACCACCCCUGACACCUUCAGGGACAUCCAAUGGGGCCAGUGUAAUUGGCUACGCUGUGUGCACAAAGGGGCAAAAGAUAGCAGAGGUCUUAUAUCCCACAGCAGACUUUGUGGCCGUGGACUUGAGCAGGAUUCAGGGUCUGGAAGCCAGGGAAGUCAUUGUGAGGACAUUAUCAACCCAAGGAGAGUCUCAGGAUUCACCUGUGGCUAUCAUCCCACACAACCUCUUGGGCUCCCCGCGCCUUUCCCACAGAGCCACAGCACCUCCCACUUCUAUGCCGCACCCAGUGCCACAGCCCCACCCAGUGCACUCCCAAACGCAUCCUCCUUACCCGUCAACAUAUCCCCCGAAUCACCCUCAGCCCCACGUGCAGCCUCUGCCAGGAGUCCAGCCCCACACUCUACCCCACUCACAACCACACUCACAGCCCACCCGCCACCCUCCUCUUCAACCUCAGCCUCAUUUUCACCGCCACUCCAUUCCCAAGUCAAAAGCAUCAAUAAGUGCCAGAGAGCCAGAAACCAAAGAGCAUGAAGUCAGCCGUCGGUCAGCACAGCCCUGGGAGCGCUCCCCGUCUCCACUGCCUCCCAUGCACGGACCCAACCUGGAGCCGCCGCACUUCCCAUCACGGCGAUCCCCCUCUCCUCAGAGGAUCCUGCCACAGCCUCAGGGAGUCCCCAUCCCCAACACCAUCGCCAAGGCCAUGGCCAGGGAAGCCGCCCAGAGAGCAUUUGCUGAGGGAAACCGGGUUGAGAAAAGGAAUAUCUUUAGUGAUCGAGUUAAUGCCUUGCAUCCAGUAAACUCUGAUGAGGAGGAGGAUGGUUAUGACUCUCCUCACGCAAGAAGGAGAGGAGCCUCAGUGGAUGAAUUUCUUAGAGGCUCAGAGUUGGGCAGACAGUAUCAUUAUCACCACUACAGCCACAGUGAGGAUUACCAUACAGAGAGCAGCCGGGGCUCUGACCUGUCUGACAUAUUGGAGGAGGAUGAGGAGGAUCUUUACUCUGAGAUGCAGUUGGAGGAGGGCCGUAGGCGCAGUAUCAACUCUCACAACACUCUAAAGGCAUAUUACAAGCGUCAGGACUUAGCUGAUGAACGAGACUGUUGGGAUCUCCAGAGGGAGGUGGUAAAGCAGAAGUCCCUCCGUAGUAAGCGUCUCCACAGCAUCCCGGAGGUGGCUGAGGAAGAGUCGGACAGCAUAGACAGCAUGGGUCAGCGCCUGUGCUUUGAAGGCGAUGUGCAGCCAGGGACGCCACACAGUCGGCGGAGGAUCUACCCCCGGGACACUCGCAUGCAGGACCAUCCCAGCCACAAGAGUUGUCGUCUGCAGCGCCAGCGGUCCUCUCCUCGUUUCACCGACAGUCGCUUUGGUUACUACGCUGAGGAGCGCAACUUUGGACGGCCCAGUCGGCAGAACACCAAGAGUCCUGACAGCGGUUUAGACUGCGGCAGUGAGGAAGAGGGCUCCCUAGGACGGGGUCAUCGAGGGUACUAUGCCCACGGGAGCCCCAUGCAAGUGCCUGUGCGAGUCAUCCACUGUGAGGGGCCAGUGGAAAGGCGUGCGCUGGCUAUGGGCCGUAAGCGAACUCUGACCCGCCAGUGCAGCAUGGAGCAGGAUUUCUCUGACAUCCCGGCGACUGUAGCCAAGCCCGUGCACACGGGUGACUUCAGGAACAGGGAGCACUUUGGGCGUGGACGGGAGGUUGGGCCACGAAACUACUCCAGGGAAGGGGCCCUGAGCGAGGGCAGGAUUAACGAGCUGGACAGGGUCUAUUACAGCCCCCACAGGGAGACUAGGGCCCAGUCAUUGUCCAGGCUCAACAGGGACCAGCCACUGAUCAUUGGGAAAUCGUCAUCACGUGGAAGCCCGGAUCAUCUGGACCACUCCGGGAGGAGGCCGGUUCACAUCGGCACCCCUCCUCAGCGACGACCCAUCCCAUCCAUUGAGAUCACCAUGGACAGUAACAGUGAGGGGAGUGAGGGGAACCUCUCACCCGUCAAGGAGGAUGUUUACUAUGGCAGUGUAGCUCGACGCAGGAUAUGGCGAUCUUUGUCCUCAGAGGAUCAAUAUGACGGCUAUGGCGGGCGCAGACACGGGCGGGGACGGCGAUCACCUGAUUAUUUUGAGGAAUCUGAGCCAGAGGACCUGACCCGUGUGUUUGUGGCUUUGUUCGACUACGACCCCCUGUCUAUGUCCCCCAACCCGGAUGCUGCAGAUGAGGAGCUGCCAUUCAAGGAAGGCCAGAUCAUUAAGGUGUUUGGGAAUAAAGACAUAGAUGGAUUCUACCGGGCAGAGAUCCGAGACAGAGUGGGAUUGAUCCCCUGUAACAUGGUCUCUGAGAUCCAAACAGAGGAUGAUGACAUGGCUGAGCAGCUCCUCAAGCAGGGCUUCCUCCCACUCAAUACUCCUGUGGAGAAGUUGGUGAACUCCGACCGUUUCAAAGACGGACGCUCAGUAAAUCGCAGGUCCAGAAAGUCCAAGAGAGAAAGAAAUAGGCGGAGCGGGCGUCAACAUCCGAUGUCAACUCGGAGAAUGGUGGCUCUGUAUGACUACGACCCCCGAGAGAGCUCCCCAAACGUUGAUGUGGAGUGUGAAGGCCACAGACUGAAUGAGGAGGCUGAACUCACUUUCUGUGCCGGUGAUGUUAUCACUGUUUUUGGUGAAAUAGAUGAAGAUGGAUUUUAUUAUGGUGAACUCAAUGGACACAAGGGACUUGUUCCUUCCAACUUUCUAGAAGAAGUGCCUGAUGAUGUAGAGGUUUUUCUCACUGAUUCACCAUCUCGAUAUCCCCAGGAUGCGCCAGCACGGAUAAAGACCAAAAGGGUUCCAUUGGGAAAAUCGGGUCCUCCCAGAAGAGCAGCCUCUCCCUCAGUGCGUCCGCACAUCCCUGGCUCUGGCCCCGCCACCGUGGGGCCCGGCAGUCCCAUCAGGGCACCAAUGGACAUGUACUCCUACAAAAAGAGAAAGGGACUGCUCUCCAAAAGGGAAGAAACUAAGACUUGACACUGUAAAAUAAUAUUUUUAUUUAUAUAAAAGGUGUUAAAAAAAAAAGAAAGUAUAUAUGUGUGAUACAGUGCAAAAGUGGCAUUUGUGAGCUUGGCAAAUGCUUUGUUCUCUUACAUCUGGUGUAUAUUAGAAUAUUUGUAUUUUAUUACCAUAUCAAUUUCAUAUUUUCAAUAACAUUUCAUAUUUGGUCCAACAACCUCAUAGUGUAUGAUGAUAGUGUUGAGUAACUUACCUCCGGGUCUCUGGCUGAUGAAACUGCAGCAGGGAAAGGCAGGGCCUGAGCAUUCUUCAGUUCGCACUUGGUCAAGUCUUGCAUUUAAUAAACAAGUCUGGCCAGUGUCACUGUAGAAACUGGAGAGUCACUCACAUACAGAGGGCUCGGUUGAAUCUUUGAGCCAAUGUAAUGGAAGACUGAGUGUUAUGAGCUUGUUCAAAACAAACGCAUAAACUGAAUGAGGUUUGCAUGCUUUACUUCAGCACAUUCCCUCGUAACCCCUCGAGAGCGCAUGCAAACAUAUCAGGCUAGUUGUGGAACUUGGAACAUGCGGUAUACUGACAAAUCAGCAGAAUUACGUUUUUCUGUGCCCUAUUUCAACACCUGUGAGUCAUGGGCUGCUCCCGGUCAUUGUGGGCACUUACAAAUCAAGCACAUUCUGUAUCUACUACAGGGUCUCUGCAGAAAAUCAGUCUGAAUGGAAAUGCCUGGUAGAUCAAACCUCAGUGUAUUUGCCUUAUAAUCGCACAAUGGUUACAUCUUUGUCCUGCAGUGUGCCGUGUCAUGCCAACCAUUAUUUAUGAUGUUGCGUCAUAGUAACUGUUUGCAGACAUUAAUCUACACUUGUUAUAUGCAAGCUGACCUGUUGUCCAUCAUCCACUGUGAAGCCCAAUAAAGACAUUUUAACCUUCUACUGUAAGCAUAACUAUACAGAUGGCAGAUACUGAUACAAGGUCAAAAAUACUACUUUUAUGCCAAAUUGAGGCUGUAAGCAUAUAAAAAAAGGUAAGACUUGACUAUUUGAUAUCCCACUGAUGCUAAUCUGUUUUAAAAUAUAACGAGAGGAAAUGGACUAAUGACAAUUACCAUGCGAUAUAACAUCAGCAAAUUGAGUCCUGUUCUCAUGCUGCAUCUGAUUUAUAGCAUGCAACAUUAGUGUCACUAGGACUGUAGGGAUAAGAUUAUAUACCACAGUAGUUGAGACACAAGGCUACCUCUAUGCUCCCCUCAGUUUCCUUCAAACCCAAAUUAGAUAUAAAAUAUUUGUCCAGGCUGUUGCUGAUGCCCAUUUAUUGUCCCUAAUUAUGCUGGUGCAGGAUACAAGUACUGUAUGUCAAUAUAUUUAUAUAGCUACACCUUAGAGUAGUGAAUGUACAAUGAAUUGAAAGCCAAUGUAUUUUCAGAGCCGUCUGAAAGGAUUGUGUAAACGUCUGACCAUGCGAGUGAAAUGAAACCGGCCCACCUUCCUGUCUCCAUGCAAUACUUGUUUUCCCAUUCAAUCCUAUGACAUUUUAAAGUCUUGUCUGUUUUUCUAUACUCAAGAGUUAAACUGAAACUGCCAAAAAAGAAUGUAUGCAAAACAUUCUUGUACUUUCUGUACAAUUCUCGGCCAAGCAGCCAUGAUAACCGACGUACAUCUUCUCCUGUCUGCAGACAUUACUUCUGUUCAUUUUGAGUGACUGCAGCUCUUUUUGUACUUUGUCCAUUUGUAAAAUUGUUUUUAAAUGUUUAUACUUGAUUUUCAAACUGCCUUUUUUGUACAUUUAACUUUAUAAAUCGAACAGUGCAAGCUUUCCCCAUGGUGUCUUUAAGACCAUAUUGUUAAAUCUGCAAUUGUGUGCUAGCUUUAUAAGAAUUAUCAGCCUAUAUUGAUGGUUACAAAUUAUUGUGUGGGUGUGCAUGUGCAAUCUUUUAUAUA
Messenger RNA from Cololabis saira (Pacific saury), 7170 nucleotides. RefSeq names its product RIMS binding protein 2b (gene rimbp2b). Gene Ontology annotation, biological process: neuromuscular synaptic transmission. The transcript has 29 exons. Gene Ontology annotation, molecular function: protein binding. The coding region runs from base 59 to 5254 and encodes 1731 amino acids. NCBI's taxonomy places the organism in Eukaryota, Metazoa, Chordata, Actinopteri, Beloniformes, Belonidae. The record is from RefSeq and is a predicted model, not a curated record.